Xenia sp. Carnegie-2017 is the source of this 1123-nucleotide messenger RNA. RefSeq lists its product as uncharacterized. The record is from RefSeq and is a predicted model, not a curated record. The transcript has 10 exons. The coding region runs from base 285 to 827 and encodes 180 amino acids. Lineage: Eukaryota; Metazoa; Cnidaria; Anthozoa; Malacalcyonacea; Xeniidae.
GUUUGGUGUUAUCGAUAUUUCUCGACUGUCUUCUCUGACUUCGCUUGCACCAGAGACGGUUUCUGUGACGGUUAAUGAAAAGGGAUCGGUGAUUCUGGGCAACGUUUCAAGGCUCAUAAACAGCAACAACAUAGCGUCAGAUGGCUAUCUUCAUCUCGCCGAUAACGUAUUACUGCCACUGUUUGUUCUUCCGAUCAUUCAAAAGUUUUGUGAUAAUAGGACUAAAUUAGGUCCAUGUCGGGAUUGUCGUUUGACAGCGCUUUAUCCACAAUGUCCCAACGAAUAUGUUCCCACGGGAGAAACUCGGUCGUGUUCUUACUACAGAAAUACUGGGUUCAGUGAUGCAAAAAAUUCUGGUUGUAGAGCUGUAUGUAAACCUAAGAGAAGGAAGUGCUGUGAAGGUUUUUAUGGGAGUGACUGUCUUCCCUGUCCGGGUCCUAUCGGCAAUCCAUGUUUUGGAAACGGAAAGUGCUCCAGUGAGACUGGUAUCUGUAAGUGCAAUCUUCGCUUUGCAGGAACUGCUUGCGAGCUUUGCAAAGACAACAGAACGUUUGGAUUGGAGUGUAAAAGAAAUUGCUCUUGUGUUCAUGGCACCUGCGACAACGGCCCUAAGGGCAACGGUUUUUGUGUUCCCGGUACUUGUAAAAGAAGGUACAGCGGAAAGGAUUGUGGGCUUGUCCUUAAACCUUGCUAUGGUGCAUCUAGUCGCCGUCUUAAGUUUUCUUUGUGUCAUGCGCAUGGACGAUGCUACCUUCAGAAUUCUAAGCCGACCUGUGUAUGCUUGCCUGGAUACCGGAAAGUCGGCAGCUCAAGUUGUUACGAAAUAAAUCCAUGUCUGAGAAAGGAUAGAGGCGGGUGUCAUCAAAAUGCAAUCUGUAGGAAAACGAGACCUGGCCAAAACACGUGCACCUGUAAUGUCGGGUGGACUGGUGACGGCUUUUAUUGCGUACCAAUCAAUUACUGCAUGAUGCCAUCGAGGGAUCAUUGUCAUGGCAACGCCAAAUGUACGUUCACCGGCCCAGCACAGGUAAAAUGUACAUGCAACAGAGGCUAUGAUGGUGAUGGUACGAAGUGUCAGGAAAAUAAUCCGUGUUUAAGACUCAAUGGAAAAUGUUCACCGUUG